This is a messenger RNA of Camelina sativa (false flax), 1191 nucleotides long. RefSeq names its product glycine-rich RNA-binding protein 5, mitochondrial. NCBI's taxonomy places the organism in Eukaryota, Viridiplantae, Streptophyta, Magnoliopsida, Brassicales, Brassicaceae. The record is from RefSeq and is a predicted model, not a curated record. Gene Ontology annotation, molecular function: RNA binding.
CCAUAAGCCUCUCUGGUAUACACACAUUUGGUUUCAGGGUUUUCACUACUGGCGAGAAUUGAAAGACGCUUCCAGAGAGAGAUCAUCAUCUCCGUUAAACCCUAGAGAAAUACGUGUUUACUCAACAUGGCUUUCUUAAGUAAAGUUGGAAGGAUAUUUAGUCAGACCAGCUCUCAUGUCACUGCCUCUAGCUCAAUGCUACAGACCAUCCGUUGCAUGUCUUCGUCGAAAGUCUUUGUUGGAGGUAUCUCCUACAGCACUGAUGAGUUUGGCUUAAGAGAAGCCUUUAGCAAAUAUGGAGAAGUUGUUGAUGCGAAAAUUAUUGUGGACCGUGAAACUGGCAGAUCAAGGGGUUUUGCUUUCGUAACAUUUACUUCAAGCGAGGAGGCUAGUAAUGCCAUGCAAUUGGAUGGACAGGACCUUCAUGGUCGAAGAAUUAGGGUGAAUUACGCAACCGAAAGAGGAAGUGGGUUUGGAGGAAGGGGAUUCGGUGGUCCUGGUGGUGGAUACGGUGCUCCAGAUGCUGGUUACGGAGGCAAUGCCGGUGGUUACGGGGGAGCUUCUGGUGGUUAUGGAGGUAAUGCUGGUGGUUACGGAGGGAACCCUUCUUAUGGUGGAAACGCUGGUGGUUAUGGAGGUAACUCUCCUUAUGGUGGCAAUGCCGUUGGUGGGGGUUAUGGAAGCAAUUUUGGCAGUGGGGGCGGAUAUGGUGUUGCAGGUGGUGUUGGUGGAAGUGACAACUUUACCCAAGGCAGCUCCACUAAUGCUGGCUUUGAUGAAAAGUUUGGCAGCAACCAACCAUUAGGCAACGAUACAGAUCAUCAGCUUGAAAGCGGUUUAGGGGGAGAUGAACAAUUUGGUGGCAGUGACAAUCAAUUUGGUGAUGCAGAGAACGGUAAAACAGAGAAUGGUCCAGAUGGGUUUGAUCAUACUGACGAUGGUGAUGUUGCUAAGAGAGCCUAGUCUUUCUCUACAAUGUUGAGCCUUCCUACGUUUGCAUCACUACUGAAACUUUUGUUUUGUGGGUUCAGUCAUGUUCUGAAACUAAUGGAAGUUUCUUAAUAUCUAUCUACAUUUGACGUUUGUGGUUGUUUUAUCAUGUAGGAAACCUCUAUUGUUGGUUGCGUUUUGUUUUCUUGUUUUCUGACAUUUGAGGCCAAAUAAUAAAAACUGUAAUAACUUAUAUAACAA